AUGAUUCAACAGGUGAAUCCACAUUUUGCAGCUGACCAACUGUCUAGUAACACUGAUCUUGGAGAAAGCUCUCGCGUUCAGUUAAUUCUGUUGCUGGUGACGAUUGUUGUCAUCUCUGAAACUUCCGACGACGGAUCCAGUGGCGGCGAUCUAACCAAGAUUCAGAAAGGAGAAGAAGAACAAGAAGAGAAUCAAAACGAGAAUCCGAAAGAAGACGAUCAAGAAGUAGAUCAGAAUCUUGCUCCCAUUCGUCGACGAGACAUCCCAGUGAUACUCAUGGAAAGAACCGUCGCGCUCAUCCGGAGAUGUCAUUACCCGAGGCUAUCUCUACUCUCCAAAGCCUUCCGUGACGUAAUCUCUUCGGAUCAACUCUUCGUAACGCGCUCGCUCCUCGGCUUGACAGAACCGGUUCUUUAUACCUUGAUUAGGCCGUUCCCACGUUUCGAGCCCCCAAUCUGGUACAUUCUCCAUCGAAGCAACAUCUCUUUACGGUUGAGCAGAAUCGUUUCACUUCCUCCGAUGUAUCCUGGAUGCACUGCCGUCACAAUCGGACACAAGAUUUACGUUAUGGGUGGCUUUAACGUCCGCUUAAACCGACCCGUAAGGACUGUGGUUGUCAUAAAUUGCAGAUCCCACACGUAUCGCCAGCUCCAAAGUAUGAAAAGGGAUCGUUGCUUCGCUGCCUCCGGUGUAAUUGACGGAAAGAUUUACGUAGUCGGAGGUAGGGAGAAACGAUAUUAUGAUUGGGUAGAAGUGUUCGAUGUAGAGACUGAGACUUGGGAAACUGUGCCUGCUCCACUCUAUCGAUAUCCUGUUGCUAGUUCGAUUAGCAUGUUUCCUUUACUUGUGGUUUUGGAUAAUAAAAUUUACAUUAUGGAUGGUCCGUUUUGUUUGGCUUACGAUCCGAGACUACGUAGAUGGGAGGAUCGGGGACCUACAAGUCCACGGCACGCUUCGUCUUGUGUGGUUGAUGAUUUGCUGUAUUCUAUUAAUGUUCCUGAUCUGGCGGGUUUUGGUUCUUCUAUUAUCGUGUAUGAUCCAAGGGAAAUGGUUUGGAGACCUGUCAAGGGUGUAGAUCUUUGGCCUCCUCUCGUUUAUAUUGAGUCUAGAAUGGUGAGUUUUGGUGGCAAGUUAGUGAUUCUGGGAUAUUAUAAUGGGAGCCGGGGUGUUAUUUGGUGCGUGGAGGUGGCGUUGGAGAAACGUGAAGAUGGUGAUAUUUGGGGGAAGUUCGAAUCAAUCUCGCGUGUGUGUUCAUUCAGCGAGUCUUGUUUGCUUGAGUUUGCUCGAACUGUUACGGUUUGA
This is a messenger RNA of Camelina sativa (false flax), 1302 nucleotides long. NCBI's taxonomy places the organism in Eukaryota, Viridiplantae, Streptophyta, Magnoliopsida, Brassicales, Brassicaceae. The record is from RefSeq and is a predicted model, not a curated record.